Molecule: messenger RNA, 828 nt
Organism: Propithecus coquereli (Coquerel's sifaka)
Lineage: Eukaryota; Metazoa; Chordata; Mammalia; Primates; Indriidae
Product: tryptase alpha/beta-1-like
Exons: 5
Coding region: 1-828 (275 amino acids)
Biological process (GO): proteolysis
Molecular function (GO): serine-type endopeptidase activity
Source: RefSeq, a predicted model, not a curated record
AUGCUGAGCCUGCUGGUGUUGGCGCUGCCCGUCCUCGGGAGCCUGGUGCACGCGGCCCCUGCCCCAGGCCGGGCCCUGGAGCGAGCGGGGAUCGUGGGGGGCCAGGAGGCACCUGGGAGCAGGUGGCCCUGGCAGGUGAGCCUGAGGUCCAAUGGCCAGUUCUGGGAGCACAUCUGCGGGGGCUCCCUCAUCCACCCCCAGUGGGUGCUGACAGCGGCGCACUGCGUGGGACCGGAAGUCCAGGACCCGGCAGACAUCAGGGUGCAGCUGCGCGAGCAGCACCUCUACUACCGCGACAGACUGCUGCCCGUCAGCAGGGUCAUCCCCCACCCCGACUACUACACCCCCCCAGCCGGGGCGGACAUCGCCCUGCUGGAGCUGGAGGACCCCGUGAACAUCUCCGGCCAGGUCCACACGAUCACCCUGCCCCGGGCCUCGGAGACCUUCCCCCCGGGGACGCGGUGCUGGGUGACAGGCUGGGGUGACGUGGAAGAUGGUGUGCACCUGCCGCCACCGUUUCCUCUGAAGCAGGUGAGGGUCCCCAUAGUGGAAAACCACAUCUGUGACGCCAGAUACCACACUGGCCUCGCCACGGGGGACAACGUCCACAUUGUCCGGGACGACAUGCUUUGUGCUGGGAAUAGCCGGAAGGACUCCUGCCAGGGCGACUCCGGAGGGCCCCUGGCCUGCAGGGUGAAGGGCACCUGGCUGCAGGCGGGCGUGGUCAGCUGGGGCGACGGCUGCGCUCAGCCCAACCGGCCUGGCAUUUACACCCGCGUCACCCACUACGUGGACUGGAUCCGCCGCUACGUCCCCAGGGAGCCCUGA